Daldinia loculata is the source of this 2755-nucleotide messenger RNA. Its product is annotated as vacuolar sorting protein 1. Lineage: Eukaryota; Fungi; Ascomycota; Sordariomycetes; Xylariales; Hypoxylaceae. The coding region runs from base 394 to 2490 and encodes 698 amino acids. Gene Ontology annotation, molecular function: GTP binding; microtubule binding; GTPase activity. Gene Ontology annotation, biological process: peroxisome organization. The transcript has 5 exons. Gene Ontology annotation, cellular component: peroxisome; cytoplasm; microtubule. The record is from RefSeq and is a predicted model, not a curated record.
CUACAUAGUACGUACUUGUAAGGUCGUCAAGUGCCACCCGUGUUGCGCCUGGCGAUUUGAUAAAUGUCCCUAAACCAAAUUCCCAAGUAUUCUUUUUUAUCCUCAAUACUUCCAAGAUAAUCUUUCCAUACACUAUACACCGUCUACAAACACACGUGGGUUGUGUUCAUUUGUGAUUCACAUAACUACGACUUUGCCCUUCUGACUUGAAGAGAAGCUUUGAAAGCUCCGUUGAUACUAAAGAACUAAAGAACGAGUCCACACUUAAUAAACCCGACUCUAAAACCAGUUCCCCCUCCAAAGCGAGACCUAUCUUGAAACGAAGGCCUGCCAACUGUGGCUUCGACUCAUAUCUCAACAUAAAGAAGCGAACUCAAACGCUACCUACUGAAGAUGACCGAAUCGUUGGCUACACUAGGGGGUAUUUCAGAUCCCGCCCUGAUCAAACUCGUCAACAGACUGCAAGAUGUCUUUUCUACCGUCGGUGUCAAUAAUCCUAUCGAUCUGCCGCAAAUAGUCGUCGUCGGAAGUCAGUCUAGCGGUAAAAGUUCCGUGCUUGAGAACAUCGUUGGUCGAGACUUCUUACCUCGAGGUUCCGGUAUCGUAACAAGACGACCCCUCAUUCUACAACUUAUCAACCGACCCCCGGUCGCCCAAACGAACGGAGUUAACGACGACGUCACUAACUCUACGGAUAAGGCAGCCAACGAGGAUGAGUGGGGCGAGUUCUUGCACAUUCCUGGACAGAAGUUCUACGACUUUAACAAGAUUCGGGAUGAGAUCAGCAGGGAGACGGAGGCCAAAGUCGGUCGCAACGCCGGGAUUUCGCCCGCGCCGAUCAACCUAAGAGUCUAUUCUCCCAACGUCUUGACCCUGACGUUGGUUGACUUGCCCGGUCUGACAAAGGUUCCCGUAGGGGAUCAACCAAGAGAUAUCGAGCGGCAAAUUAAAGAUAUGGUUCUGAAGUACAUCCAAAAGUCGAAUGCUAUCAUUUUGGCCGUUACUUCUGCCAACAUCGAUUUAGCUAAUUCGGACGGUCUUCAACUUGCUAGGGAAGUGGAUCCCGAAGGACAGAGGACAAUCGGUGUCUUGACGAAGGUGGAUCUGAUGGACGAGGGUACAGACGUUGUUGAUAUUCUUGCCGGACGCAUUAUUCCGCUACGACUUGGAUAUGUGCCUGUCGUAAACAGAGGUCAACGGGAUAUCGACAACAAGAAGCCUAUUUCGGCAUCCCUCGAAGCGGAGAAGAACUUCUUCGAAAAUCACAAGGCUUAUCGGAACAAGAGCUCAUACUGCGGUACCCCCUAUCUAGCGAGAAAGCUCAACUUGAUUUUGAUGAUGCACAUUAAACAAACUCUACCCGAUAUAAAGGCAAGAAUUGCUAGCUCACUACAAAAGUACACUGCCGAGCUCGAAAGUCUAGGCCCGUCGAUGCUAGGUAACAGCGCGAAUAUCGUUCUUAACAUCAUUACCGAAUUUACGAAUCAAUGGCGGACUGUUUUGGAAGGUAACAAUGGCGAGCUGUCCAGCACAGAACUCUCUGGUGGUGCCCGAAUCAGCUUCGUGUUCCACGAAUUAUACUCCAAUGGUGUCAAGGCGGUCGAUCCUUUUGAUGUUGUGAAAGAUGUCGAUAUCAGGACGAUACUAUAUAACUCGUCUGGCUCUUCCCCGGCGCUCUUCGUCGGAACAACCGCCUUCGAAGUGAUCGUUAAGCAACAGAUCAAGCGACUCGAGGAGCCCAGUCUCAAAUGUGUCUCACUCGUUUAUGACGAGCUCGUACGCAUCCUAUCACAACUCCUCACUAAAGCACUAUACAGGAGAUACCCGCAGCUGAAGGAGAAGUUCCACGGCGUCGUUAUCAGUUUCUUCAAGAAGGCUAUGGAGCCCACCAAUAAGCUUGUUAGGGACCUUGUAGCUAUGGAGUCAUGCUAUAUCAACACGGCUCAUCCUGACUUCCUUAACGGUCACCGAGCAAUGGCCAUCGUAAACGAGCGGUAUAACGGCGCAAAACCUGUUCAGGUCGAUCCCAAGACCGGAAAGCCUCUACCAGCAACAGCUACGCCAGGACGUGCUGCUAGUCCCUCAAUAGACAACCUGGAUAACAACUCGGGCUUCUUCGGCAGUUUCUUCGCUGCCAAGAACAAGAAGAAGGCCGCUGCUAUGGAGGCUCCUCCUCCGACACUAAAGGCUUCUGGAACUCUUUCCGAGAGAGAGAACAUUGAAGUUGAAGUUAUCAAGCUAUUAAUUGCUUCAUAUUUCAACAUUGUCAAGAGGACAAUGAUCGACAUGGUCCCCAAGGCUAUCAUGUUGAACCUUGUCUCGUAUACUAAGGAGGAAAUGCAACGAGAGCUCUUGGAGAACAUGUACCGAAACGAUACCCUAGAUGAUCUACUGAAGGAGAGUGAUUACACCAUCCGCCGGCGGAAGGAGUGCCAGCAAAUGGUCGAGUCCCUCGGCAAGGCCAGCGAGAUCGUCAGCCAAGUUCAGUAAUGCGGAGGAUCAGCCAGUGUCAUGCCGCGGGCAUCAGAUAUUUUUCUGGUCGGUCAGUUAGAAUGGUUAUGGUCCCGGUGCGAUAUGGAAGAAGUGCGCCGCGCUAUCGCCGGAGUGUUGUUGUUAGUUUUUAUUGGCAAUCAGUGGUCGGGUCUUGUUGAGUAUGCCUCCCUACCUCUUCUCCCCCUUUUUCAUAUACAUUAGUCAUGUCAUGUCAUGUCAUACCCCAGCCCCCUUUUAGACACGUUCGGUUCGUCGGUAGAUG